This is a messenger RNA of Anneissia japonica, 919 nucleotides long. Its product is annotated as juvenile hormone acid O-methyltransferase-like. Gene Ontology annotation, molecular function: S-adenosylmethionine-dependent methyltransferase activity. The transcript is spliced from 4 exons. The coding region runs from base 45 to 656 and encodes 203 amino acids. NCBI's taxonomy places the organism in Eukaryota, Metazoa, Echinodermata, Crinoidea, Comatulida, Comatulidae. The record is from RefSeq and is a predicted model, not a curated record.
CGAGACGUAAACGAGUUGUAUGAGGUAUUGAUAUUUCAAAAGAUAUGAUCGACGUUGCCAGACAAAAGUAUCAACGCUCAAACUUGACGUAUGAAGUUGCAGACGCUAAAAACUUCGCCGAAAAUUUUCCCAAGUGGAAUGGUACAUUUGAUAAAGUUGUUUCAGUCCAUGCUUUACACUGGGUAGAGGAUAAAGUUAGUGCAAUGCGCAACAUUUACGAUUGCCUAACAAUAGGCGGGGAGUGUUUUCUCUUGUUCUGUGGACCGUUGCAUCAAAUGCUAGGCCAAAACCAAGAUGAACUUCCUUAUUUUUUGAAACAUCACAGUAAAUGGAACAAAUACCUUGAGGGUUACGUUCAUAGAAUGUACAAUCAGUUCGACCUGGAUGACACCCGGAAAUUGUUGGAAUCUGUAGGUUUUGAAGUGCUUAGUGGAACGUCAAAUACGCCAUGUGAUAAUCUCGAAAUUUCAGGUCAAGAUGAAAUAAAAGAAUACCUGCGUACACUCCUUGGGCACCUAGUAUAUUUGCCAGGGCAGUAUCACACAGAGUUUCUUCAAGAUGCGAGCGACUGGUGUACACAAAACUUUGCAGUUAAUCAACUAGGAAACAUGUACUGUAAAGUGACAAUAAUUGUCGUUCAUGCUAUUAAAAAUUGAAGCAUUUAUAUUAUGCAAGUCUCUCUCUAAUUAAGGCACCCUCCAUAUAAAUACAACUUUUUUUGUGGCUCUAUGUUCAAAACCAAAGCUCAUAAACACCGUUGAAAUCCCUGUCACAAAAGUGGGCUUGGAUGGACACCUGUAAGUAACUUUAUUGCUUCUCUUUUAUAACAGAGGCACAGCCGUAAAGACGUGCAACAAUAACAAAAUCAGUAAAAACUUAAUUACUGUGAUAAAAUGUAGUAAGAAAAUACUGCGGUAGA